CCCCACCCAUUAAAACCAAGCAAGUAAACUCUCUACUUAACCAACCAUGGCUUUCUUCUCCAUGAUCAAGAUCCUUCUUCUCUGCGCCGCAUCCCUCUCAGUACUCCUUCUCGCCACCCCUGCCUCAGGCCAGAGCUACAACCACUUGCUCUCCGGUGAGCGCCUCAACGCAGGCCAAUCCCUCAUACAGGGCAGUUACCAGUUCAUUAUCCAAAACGAUUGCAACCUCGUCCUCUACAUGUACGGGACACCGAGAUGGGCUUCAAACACCGGCGGCCAAGCUUCCGGCUGCUACCUUGCCAUGCAGAGCGACGGCAACCUCGUUGUCUAUGACUAUGGAAACAGGGCCAUAUGGGCGAGCAACACUGGUGGAGAAAACGGAUACUAUAACCUCAUAUUACAGAAGGACGGCAAUGUUGUCAUAUAUGGCAAACCCAUUUGGGCUACUGGGACUAGUUAUUCUGGCUCUGCCGUCGUUGUCGUCGCCGAUGCACGUAAUGGGACGGUUGGGGCUUCCGGGGCGGAGCAGAAUAAGGUGAAGGAAAUGGGAAAGAUAGUGCAGGUCCAUGGUGAUGAGUAGCCAUGGUUUUAUGUCUAUGCGUAAUGGUUUUAUAAUGCUGGAGGAAUCUGCUUAUUAUCUCAAGCACGCUUUUAAUUUUCUUUCUCUGUGACUGUGAGUGUGUUCUUAUCGUUGAAAUAAAAUGGCAGAUUUUGAAGAGA
This is a messenger RNA of Dendrobium catenatum, 720 nucleotides long. RefSeq names its product mannose-specific lectin. Lineage: Eukaryota; Viridiplantae; Streptophyta; Magnoliopsida; Asparagales; Orchidaceae. Bases 47 to 580 code for a protein of 177 amino acids. The record is from RefSeq and is a predicted model, not a curated record. The transcript has a single exon.